AUGGGAUUACUUGGAAAAUUGGUAGCCCAAAUAGAGUUCAAAGCUGGGGGAGAUGUAUUUCAUGAAUUAUUCACUCACAGACCGCACCAUGUCUCCACCACCGCUCCUGAGAAGGUUCAUGGCUGUGAUUUGCACCAAGGACAAUUUGGAAAAGAAGGCUCCAUCAUCUGCUGGAAGUACACUCAUGAUGGGAAACAAAGGGUUGCAAAGCAAGUGGUUGAAGCCAUAGAUGAGGAGAAAAAGUCAAUAACAUUCAAGAUGCUUGAAGGAGAUUUGAUGGAGAUCUACAAGAAUUUUAUCAUAAAAAUUCAUAUUGAAAACAAAGGGAACAUCGACUUGGUAACGUGGACUCUAGACUACGAGAUGCUUAACGAGGAUGUUCCACAUCCAAUUACACUGCUUGCCUUCUUCAUUGAUCUCACUAAGGAUAUCGAGAGUCAUCAUCUCGGGAAGCCUUGA
Molecule: messenger RNA, 459 nt
Organism: Fraxinus pennsylvanica
Lineage: Eukaryota; Viridiplantae; Streptophyta; Magnoliopsida; Lamiales; Oleaceae
Source: the annotation of a GenBank genome assembly